CGUCAAAUCACUCCAACAUGGAGUUUGGAACCAUAUGUGCAGUCAUAGUAUGGAUUAGUCUCUUGAGUAUUUGCGAGGCUCUUCCUUCUCGCAAUUGGGAAAAGGCUACACCUCUUCGGUCACUGUCAGAGGUGGCGAGCUCGUAUGACUAUAUCAUUGUUGGUGGAGGUACAAGUGGGCUUACAGUCGCGGAUCGAUUGACUGAAGAUUCCACCAAAACCGUUCUUGUUGUCGAGUUUGGCCCGAUUGUCGACAAUGACACCAGUCUCGUCAUGCCAUCAAAGGGGGGCUCGGGCUUUCCUACACAGUAUAUGUACAACAUCACCUCUCUCCCACAGACGAAUCUGAGUGGCCGGACCUCAAGUGUCCCGGCUUCUGCAAUCCUUGGUGGAGGCUCUGCAAUCAAUGCUAUGUUUUUUGACCGCGGCGCAGCAGAGGAUUAUAAUGCUUGGGUUCAACUAGGUAACCAUGGCUGGGGCUGGGAUGACCUUCUGCCCUACUUUAAGAAGGCUGUUAAUUUUACACCUCCAUCUAGGUAUAUGCAGCAGGAGUUCAACGUCACUUAUAACCUCGCUGCGUAUGGUGGGAGUGGUCCGGUACAAUUGAGCUAUCCAGAUUUCCAGUGGCCAGGCAUAGAAAUUGAAUGGAAUGCCUGGGGAGACUUGGGAUUAACAGUUGAAAAGGAGGGGGCGAAUGGGAAUGCAGUGGGUCGCUUCUGGGUCCCAUCGUCACAAGACCCCAAGUCGCAGACGCGGUCUGAUGCGCGGCUCGCACACUUCGAGCGGGUGAAGCGGCGAUCCAAUUACCAUUUGCUAACUCUUCACAAAGUCACGAAACUGAACUUCGCGAACUUAGCAGCCAUAGGAGUCACGAUUCGGUCAAGGCAGAACGCGACGGUCCAAUUUGUGGCCGCAAGGAAAGAAGUUGUUCUCGCUGCCGGUGCAAUCCAUACGCCGCAGCUGCUUCAGCUAAGCGGCAUCGGCCCAUCGAGUAUUCUCACUGCUGCGGGUGUUAAUACGAUCUUGGACCUGGGAGGUGUUGGACAAAACUUCCAAGACCAUCCAUUCUUCUUCAUGCAGUACAACUUCACUUCUAACGUAUGGCCAAACCCAGAGACGCUGACGGACAAUGCCACGUUCGCUGCGGAAGCGUAUAACGAGUACUGGACGAAUCGAACAGGGCCUUACUCCGUCGGCGUUGGAAAUACUGCAGCGUUUGUGCCUCUCAAAAAUCUCACAGACGCGUAUAAAACUAUAGCGUCGACCCUCUCUGCCCAGAACAUGUCAAUUUACGCCGACUCUUCAACAUCGGCUUCGGUCCUCGCUGGAUUUAAUGCUCAGAAGCAGAUUUUGGUGAAUAGGUACCAGAGUGCUCAAAACGCCAUAUUUGAGUUUCCCUUCUCUGCGUCGAAUGGGCCAGUAUUCGCCUUCCUAAAACCGGUGUCGCGGGGUACAAUUAUGAUCAACAGCACUGAUGGCAUGACGGAGCCUGUCGUCGAUUUUCGAGCACUCUCAAAUCCCAUAGAUCUCGCCGUCAUGGUCAAACUACUUCAGUAUGCACGGAAAUACUUCAACACAUCUACCAUCGCACAACUUGGACCGGUAGAACUACUUCCGGGCCCGACUGUCUCAACAGAUGCGGAAAUUAGCGCCGCACUUAAAGACACUCUCGUGCAGCCUUCAUUCUUCCACUCAUGUUGCUCCGCAGCCAUGAUGCCCCGCAACAAAGGGGGAGUCGUCGGCACAGAUUUGCUCGUGUAUGGUGUGAAGCAGUUAAGCGUCGUAGAUGCAAGUAUCAUGCCCCUCAUUCCAGGCACACACCUGUGCGAAACUGUUUAUGCCAUUGCUGAGAAGGCUGCGGAUAUUAUCAAGCAACGCUCAUAGGCGAAUAAAGCGAGAAGGCGAGUGAAAGAGGCUAGGAGAUCCGCGCAAAUUCCAAGUUGAAACUUGACAGCGGCGGCGCGCUGCAUGGCGAGGAAAGAUGGACGCGUACCUUAGUUGUGGGGAAGAUGCCUGUAUUGUACUAGUGCUUACGGAUAAAUGUGAAGGGGCUUCCUCCAAGACUCCAAUUAGCG
Lindgomyces ingoldianus is the source of this 2074-nucleotide messenger RNA. RefSeq names its product choline dehydrogenase. Lineage: Eukaryota; Fungi; Ascomycota; Dothideomycetes; Pleosporales; Lindgomycetaceae. Gene Ontology annotation, biological process: secondary metabolite biosynthetic process. Bases 18 to 1883 code for a protein of 621 amino acids. Gene Ontology annotation, molecular function: oxidoreductase activity, acting on CH-OH group of donors; flavin adenine dinucleotide binding. The transcript is spliced from 7 exons. The record is from RefSeq and is a predicted model, not a curated record.